Molecule: messenger RNA, 3293 nt
Organism: Prinia subflava (tawny-flanked prinia)
Lineage: Eukaryota; Metazoa; Chordata; Aves; Passeriformes; Cisticolidae
Product: protocadherin-19-like
Biological process (GO): homophilic cell-cell adhesion
Cellular component (GO): plasma membrane
Molecular function (GO): calcium ion binding
Source: RefSeq, a predicted model, not a curated record
GUGGUCAGUGGCGUGCGUCCGCCGCGGCGAGCGCCGGCGGCGGCGGGCUCGGCGCGGCUCGGCACCGUACGGCUCGCCUCCUCGCUUCUCGCUUCGGUACCGCUCGGCUCAGCACCCCGCUUCUGCUCCCGCACCCGCUCGCCAUGCCCGGCCCUUCCGCGGCGCCGCCGGCACGGAGCUCCUGAGCGGACGGCGUUGGCGUGUGCGCGGGGGACCGCGGCUCCGGUGCCCGCACCCGCCCGCCCGCCGCCGGGGCAGCCCGGCGGGCGCUGCCUGUAUGAGCGCGGCGGGUCCCUGAGGCGCGCGGACGGCGGCCGUCGGGGCGCGGCGCGGCGGGCGGAGGGGGCGGCACGGCGAUGGGGGCUCUCCCGGCUCUGCUGGGGGCCGCCUUGCUGUGGGCCGGCGUCGAGGCCCUCGUCAACCUCAAGUACUCAGUGGAGGAGGAGCAGAGGGCCGGCACGGUGAUCGCCAACGUCGCCAAGGACGCCCGGGACGCCGGUUUCGUGCUGGACCCCCGGCAGCCCGCCGCCUUCCAGAUGGUCUCCAACUCGGCCUCCCACUUGGUGGACAUCAGCCCCGGGUCCGGGCUGCUGGUGACCAAGCAGAAGAUCGACAGGGACCUGCUAUGCCGACAUAGCCCCAAGUGUGUCAUCUCGCUGGAGGUGAUGUCCAGCUCCAUGGAGAUCUGCGUGAUCAAGCUGGAGAUCAAGGACCUAAACGACAAUGCGCCCAGCCUCCCCACCGACCAAAUCGAGCUGGAGAUCUUGGAGACAGCCAGUCCUGGCACCCGAGUGCCACUGGAGAGUGCCUAUGACCCGGACUCGGGCAGCUUUGGUGUGCAGAGCUAUGAGAUCACCCCCAAUGACCUCUUUGGGCUGGAGACCAAGACACAGGGUGAUGGAUCUCAUUUUGCUCAGCUGGUGGUGGAGAAGAGCCUGGACCAUGAGACCCAGUCCCACUACAGCUAUGUGAUCAUGGCACUGGAUGGUAGUGACCUGCCUAACUUUGGCACAGUGGAGCUCAGCAUCCACGUCAUCGACUCUAAUGACAACAAUCCUCUCUUUGAGGAGCCAACCUACACUGUCAGCAUGCCUGAAAAUACCCCUCCAGGGACACCAGUCAUUUGCCUCAAUGCCUCUGACCCAGAUGAGGGCACCAAUGGCCAGGUUCUCUACUCUUUCCACAGUGUCUCUGAGCAGGCCCAGGAGCUCUUCCAAAUUGACCCCCAGAGUGGCCUCAUCACAGUGAGCAGUGCCAUCGACUAUGAGGAGGGUCAUGUCUAUGAGCUGGACGUGCAGGUCAAGGACUUGGGGCCUAACUCCAUCCCCGCCCAUUGCAAAGUGACCAUUAGUGUCCAGGAUGCCAACGACAACCAGCCCCUCAUCAACCUGCUCUCUGUCAACAGUGAGCUGGUGGAGGUGAGCGAGAACGCCCUGCUGGGGUACGUCAUCGCCCCGGUACGGGUCUCGGAUCGUGACUCUGGGGCCAACGGGUGGGUGCAGUGCAAGCUCCUGGGCAAUGUGCCUUUUCGACUCCAGGAGUACGAGAGCUUCUCCACCAUCCUGGUGGAUGGGCGGCUGGACCAGGAGCAGAGAGACCAGUACAACCUCACCAUCCAGGCUAGGGAUAAUGGCAUCCCUUCCCUGCAGGCCACCAAAUCCUUCACUGUCAAGAUCACCGAUGAGAAUGACAACUAUCCCCAUUUCUCUAAGCCCUAUUACCAAGUCAUUGUGCAGGAGAACAACACCCCAGGGGCCUACCUCCUCUCAGUCUUAGCCAGAGACCCUGACCUGGGCCUCAAUGGCAGUGUGUCCUACCAGAUCGUGCCCUCCCAAGUCAGGGACAUGCCUGUUUUCACCUAUGUCUUCAUCAACCCCAAUUCUGGAGAUAUCUAUGCUUUGAGGUCCUUCAGUCAUGAACAGACCAAGGCCUUUGAGUUCAAGGUCUUGGCAAAAGAUGGGGGUAAUCCUUCUCUGCAGAGCAAUGCCACUGUCAGGGUGAUUGUCCUGGACAUCAAUGACAACAUGCCUAUGAUCACGGCCCCGCAGCUGGUCAAUGGGAGGGCAGAGGUGUACAUCCCCAGGAAUGCGGGGAUUGGCUACUUGGUGACAGUGGUCAAGGCAGAUGACUAUGAUGAGGGUGAAAAUGGCAGACUUUCCUAUGAAAUGGUGGAAGGAGACAGAGGAUUUUUUGAGAUCGACCAAGUCAAUGGAGAGAUAAGGACCACUAGAGCCUUUGGGGAGACUGCCAAAACAGCCUAUGAGCUCAUUGUGGUGGCUCAUGACCAUGGGAAAACAUCUCUCUUGGCUUCUGCGUUGAUUUUGAUAUACCUGUCUCCAGCCCUGGAUGCCCAGGAGUCCAUAGGAUCUGUUAAUCUCUCCUUGAUUUUCAUUAUUGCCCUGGGGUCUAUUGCAGCCAUUAUUUUUGUCACCAUGAUCUUUGUGGCAGUCAAGUGCAAAAGGGAUAACAAGGAAAUCAGGACCUACAACUGCAGAAUCGCAGAGUAUUCCUACGGGCAUCAGAAGAAAUCAAGCAAGAAGAAGAAGAUCAGCAAGAAUGAUAUUUGCCUGGUACCGCGGGAUGUGGAGGAAAUGGAUAAAAUGAAUGUUGUGAGCUGUUCCUCUCUCACUUCCUCCCUCAACUACUUCAACUACCACCAGCAGACCCUGCCGCUGGGUUGCCGCCGCUCUGAGAGCACCUUCCUCAAUGUUGAGAGCCAGAACAACAGGAUUGCAGGCUCCAACCACAUCUACCACCACACCUUCAUGGGGCAGAGCCCCCAGCAGCCCGACCUCAUCAUCAAUGGGAUGCCGCUGCCGGAGACUGAAAACUACUCCUUUGAUUCCAACUACGUGAACAGCAGAGCUCAUUUAAUAAAAAGGUCCACAUUCAAGGACUUGGAGGGGAACAGUCUGAAGGACAGUGGCCAUGAGGAGAGUGACCAGACAGACAGUGAGCAUGACAUGCAGCGGGGCCUCUACUGCGACAUGGCUGUCGAUGUGCUGAAGACCAGCAUCCCCUCCAUGGGGUCCCAGGGCCCCAAGCAAGGUGAGCCAUUGCUGUGCCCUGGGGGCGUGCCCACUGCCCCCCCACAUGCCCCAUCUGGUGGCUCUGGUGCUGCCAUAGUGGGUGUGCAGUGGAGAUGCUUAUUGCCUGCUGGGGAUAAUGCCAUACAUCAUCAGAGUGCUGGGUAGAUAUAAAUAAAUCUUCAUGCCACGCCUGUCAGGUAAGUGAGCAGGUGGGAUUAUCCUCUAUUCACAGGCAGAAAACCCAAGGCCCUGAGCAUCUGCCUG